AUGGUUAGUCUUUCGUCCAUCUUGGUUCUAUUGAGUAUUAAUGCUGAUGGGUUGAAGCUCAAGCUGCCACAGGGCAUCGCCAACACUUUCCGACAGUGGCCCGAGGCGCCACUAUACCACUGGCCAGAAGAAGAAGGCCUCGAGUAUGAAAGCGUCACGUUCCCCUCUGAGGACGGCGUCCCACUUGAGGGCUGGUUCUUUCCAUGCAAAGGAUCUAACAAGGUUCUCAUCAUGAACCACCCUCGUCUUUUCAACCGAGCCGGCCUUCCUUCGCACAUCGAGCCCUGGAACACACUCACAGCACCUUCUGGCAAUAACAUUGACGUCAACUUUAUUCCAGACUACAAGAUCCUGCACGAUGCCGGAUACAACAUCCUAACUCAUGACUUCCGCAACUAUGGUCUCAGUGGCAGAGCAAACGGCGUCCUCUACUCUGGCGGACGAUAUGAGUCACGAGAUGUAAUUGGCUCCAUCCGCUAUAUUCGUAGCCGACUGGACACGCGCAACAUGACCCUUGGCCUGUUUCCCCGCUGUAUGGGUGGCAACGCAGCCUUUCAUGCCAUAUCGAGGCUGCCCGAAGAGUUCGAGGGCAUCCGCGUCAUCGUCACACCACAACCCAUCUCAGCCAACAUGUCUACGCGGGUAGAUCUGGAGCGUCGCGGCAUUCCACUGAGCUAUAUAGACGAGCUGGAUAAGAUGGUCUUCUGGCGGACGAGUCUUCAUCUUGAACAAUACUCGCCUAUCCCCGCGGCCAGAAGCGUGAGAAUCCCGACAUAUAUCUAUCAAGUGCACGACGACAUCAACACUCGACCAGAAGAUGUGCAGGCUAUCUUUGAUGCUAUUCCGAUUACCGAGAAGAAGCUUUUCUGGAUCGAAAACACCACUCGGCGCUGGGACGCAUACCUCCACUUCCAGCAACAACCAGAGGAGAUCUUGGCCUGGCUGAAGAAGUACAUGAACUGA
Messenger RNA from Fusarium vanettenii 77-13-4, 963 nucleotides. RefSeq lists its product as uncharacterized. Lineage: Eukaryota; Fungi; Ascomycota; Sordariomycetes; Hypocreales; Nectriaceae. The transcript is spliced from 2 exons. Bases 1 to 963 code for a protein of 320 amino acids. The record is from RefSeq and is a predicted model, not a curated record.